AGCCGCCGGUAAACGCCACGCUCCUGCAAUCACAACCACCCUUUUCUCCCACAAAACGUCUUCGUUUUUCCUCCUUUUUCUCCCCCCCAUGAAACCUCCCACCAUUUUUACCCAAUCUCAAAACCUGCACAUGUAUUCCUCCUUCAAUCAUCUCCAUUCUAUGCCUCUCCGUUUUCUUCAAUCAUCACUCCUACCUCCGUCUUUCCCACAUAACAAUUUCAUCGAUUCCCCCAAAAAACAAGACAGAAAAUUGCUUCUCUGUGUUCAAGAUUCAAGAACACAACUUCUUGAAUGUAAUAACAACAAUAAUAAUCCCAAAUUCUGUCGACCCGAUUACCCUGACCAAUUUUCCUGCGUACCCAUUUCAAAGAUUCUCAGAAAACCCAUACAAGAAGAAGAAAAAGUUCGCCAAGAAGAUGGAGAUGAUGAUUUAUGGCUGGUUAUGAAAGAUGAAGCUCAAUCAGACGUUAAUCGAGAACCCAUUUUAUCCAACUAUUAUUUCAGCUCAAUCUUGUCUCAUAAUGUUAUCGAAACCGCUUUAGCUCAUUAUCUUUCUGUGAAGCUCAGCGAUUCAAGUCUUCCAAGUGGGACCCUUUAUGAGCUUUUCAUGAGUGUGCUUUCAGAGGAUCAAGAAAUCAUUAGAGCAGUUAAAGAUGAUUUAAGGGCUGUAAAGGAAAGAGACCCAGCUUGUAUUAGUUACGUUCAAUGUUUCUUGAACUUUAAGGGUUUUCUUGCUUGCCAAUCUCAUAGGAUAGCGCACAAACUAUGGUCACAAGAUAGAAAAGUUUUAGCCUUUAUGAUACAAAAUAGGGUUUCAGAGGUUUUUGCAUCGGAUAUACAUCCGGGGGCGAAGAUUGGGCGGGGAAUAUUGCUUGAUCAUGCCACCGGAGUAGUCAUCGGAGAGACUGCUGUAAUUGGCAACAAUGUGUCCAUUUUGCAUAAUGUGACAUUGGGUGGCACAGGGAAGGUUAGUGGGGAUAGACAUCCGAAAAUUGGAGAUGGGGUUUUGAUCGGGGCUGGGACUUGCGUUUUGGGUAACGUUAGGAUUGGAGAGGGGGCGAAAAUAGGGGCGGGUUCGGUGGUUUUGAGAGAUGUGCCUGCUAGAACUACUGCUGUUGGGAAUCCUGCUAAGCUAAUUGGAGGGAAAGAAAAUCCAGUUAAGCUUGAUAAGAUCCCUGGUCUUACUAUGGACCAUACUUUACAUAUAAAUGAAUGGUCUGAUUAUGUUAUAUAAAAUUGUCUGUUUUUGAAGUUCACAAUGUGAUUGGUUCCCCCAAUGGAUGUCUGUUUUUGAUUGUUCUCUUUUGUUCAAGUGGGAGUUGAAGUUAAAGAUCUUUUGGUGGGAAUUGUCAUUUUCUACAAUGUAUAUGUAUAUGAGCUAUAUUUUAGUUGUACCAAUAGAUUUAAUGCAGAUUGUGAUGAAUAAAGAGGGUUUGUGGCCUUCAAAUGUUUGUAGAUGCC
Molecule: messenger RNA, 1461 nt
Organism: Cynara cardunculus var. scolymus (artichoke)
Lineage: Eukaryota; Viridiplantae; Streptophyta; Magnoliopsida; Asterales; Asteraceae
Product: serine acetyltransferase 1, chloroplastic-like
Exons: 1
Coding region: 89-1234 (381 amino acids)
Cellular component (GO): cytosol; cytoplasm
Molecular function (GO): L-serine O-acetyltransferase activity
Source: RefSeq, a predicted model, not a curated record